Messenger RNA from Macadamia integrifolia, 1214 nucleotides. Its product is annotated as probable acylpyruvase FAHD1, mitochondrial. The transcript is spliced from 7 exons. Gene Ontology annotation, cellular component: mitochondrion. The coding region runs from base 222 to 881 and encodes 219 amino acids. Gene Ontology annotation, molecular function: acetylpyruvate hydrolase activity. Lineage: Eukaryota; Viridiplantae; Streptophyta; Magnoliopsida; Proteales; Proteaceae. The record is from RefSeq and is a predicted model, not a curated record.
GAAGUAGGUAAGAACUGCCUAGGCUAGUAGUACCUAACUCAGAGCUCUGUUUCACCCCCUCCAGAGUUGAGAGUCCAAUUAGAUUGUCAAAUAAAAUCAAGAAAGCGUGAGAAGUGAUCAAUUCGUAUUAUAUUAUAUAAAGUGUUCGAAUCUACGGGGAGUGAGGCCAUCGUUCUUCUCUUCCGAUUUCUCUGACUGUUUGUUUGCUCGAAGCCCUGGCCAUGGCGAACCUUUUGAAUAUUGGUACUAAGAUCGUCGCCGUCGGCCGCAAUUAUGUUGCUCACGCCAAGGAACUCGGCAACGCAGUCCCCAAGGAGCCAGUACUUUUCAUAAAGCCUACCUCAUCUUAUCUGGCGAACGGGGGAACAAUAGAGAUUCCAUACAAUUUGGAAUCCCUUGACUAUGAAGCAGAGUUAGCCGUUGUCAUUGGGAAGAAAGCUCGUGAUGUUCCUCAGGCAUCUGCAAUGGAUUAUGUUCAAGGUUAUGCACUUGCCCUGGAUAUGACAUCCAGGGAUCUCCAAUCUACUGCAAAGUCUGGAGGUCUUCCAUGGACAAAAGCAAAAGGACAGGACACCUUCACUCCUAUAGGUUCAAUGCUGCCCAAGUCUUUGGUGCUGGACCAUGAUAACUUGGAAUUAUGGUUAAAGGUAGAUGGGGAACUCAAACAGAAAGGAUCAACAGGUGAUAUGCUGUUCAAAAUCCCAUUUCUGAUUAGCCACAUAAGUUCUAUGAUGACACUUUUAGAAGGAGAUGUCAUACUAACAGGCACCCCAGAAGGUGUUGGUCAGGUGAAAGCAGGGCAGAAGAUAACAGCUGGAAUAAGUGGUCUCACCGAAGUUAACUUUGAUGUCCAAAACCGUCAAAAGCCAGGAAGUCAGUGAGGUGCCCCCCUUCUCUACUUGAGAGGCAAUUGAAAGGCAACGGCUACUACAUAACUAUUCACAAGUGGAUGAGAAUAUGUUCUCUUUGCUAAGGCAACAAACGAUGUAGUGGUCAAGCCUUUUCUGUUGAAGGUAAAUAAUGCUAAUAAGAGCUUCAAAUUGCACGCUAGUUUGAGGUGAAAAAUGAAAUGGAUGAUUGCUUUUGUCCUGUUGUGAAGUAUGAAUUUUGACAUUUAAGUUCAAGUUCAUCUUGUGUCAACAUUGUGUGUUUGUACUCAGAAGUCUCAUAUUUCUUGGCUGAUUUAAUGGGUAGUCAAAAAAAUUCACAUUUGA